AUGUUAGAACCUGAAUUCAAGGCAGUUUUGAAGCCUACCAUUUUCCGAGAGUACAUCAAUGGAAGUUUAGAUGAUUAUCCUGCGGGCAUGAUCAACGACAACAUGAAAGAAUUCCACUUCAUUCUGGGCUUUGCCACAGAUACGUAUGUUAAUGGAAAAGGCACAGGAGUAUUCACCCGCACUUGGAACUUUAAAAACUUAGGCCCAGCACAAGUGUUGAAGCUCAUUGUAGAGCAUAGGAAUGUGAAAGUGGUAAUAAGCAUAGGAGGCCAGGGCCCUGAAGAUGUAUUCAACCCUCAGAAUAGAGACAUCUGGAUUGCGAACGCCAAAUCAUCAAUCAAAGAUCUCAUCCUAGAUUACAAGAUUGACGUCGGAUCAGACGGCAUUAGCACGACUUACGGUAUUGAUAUUAACUAUGAAAACAUCGAUUCCAGUGUGGAUGACUUUGCCUACUGCAUAGGGAACGUCAUACAACAACUCAAGGAAGAUGAGGAUCUUUCCUACUCCAUGUGUGUGGUGUCCAUUGCUCCAACAGAGGCUCUCCAACGCUACUACCUCAGACUGUAUCUCAAAAACAAAGACAAGAUUGAUUGGAUUAACUACAAGUUCUAUAAGCAGAGUUUUGACUCAGAGAUCGAGUUUGUUAAGCUCUUUAAAAGACUAGUUUAUGAAUAUGGUGCACCGUUUAAACUCUUGGCAGGAGUUAGCACCGAUACAAUUACAAGUAAAUCGUAUGCAAUGACAACCGAAUUCUUUGUUAAGGGAUGCACAAUCCUACUUAAUACUGCAUCACUAGCUGGAGUUUUUGUUUGGGAUGCUAACUCGUCAGCUCCAAGAUAUUCACUUGAGGAACAGAUUCAAAAACUCUUUACUAAAAAGUGA
Messenger RNA from Lathyrus oleraceus (garden pea), 882 nucleotides. Its product is annotated as chitinase 2. NCBI's taxonomy places the organism in Eukaryota, Viridiplantae, Streptophyta, Magnoliopsida, Fabales, Fabaceae. Gene Ontology annotation, biological process: carbohydrate metabolic process. Bases 1 to 882 code for a protein of 293 amino acids. The transcript has a single exon. The record is from RefSeq and is a predicted model, not a curated record.